Molecule: messenger RNA, 2633 nt
Organism: Galendromus occidentalis (western predatory mite)
Lineage: Eukaryota; Metazoa; Arthropoda; Arachnida; Mesostigmata; Phytoseiidae
Gene: mr
Product: anaphase promoting complex subunit morula
Exons: 6
Coding region: 134-2470 (778 amino acids)
Biological process (GO): protein K11-linked ubiquitination; ubiquitin-dependent protein catabolic process; metaphase/anaphase transition of mitotic cell cycle
Cellular component (GO): anaphase-promoting complex
Molecular function (GO): ubiquitin protein ligase binding
Source: RefSeq, a predicted model, not a curated record
GCAAUCUUUGUGUCUGUUCGAAAUUUGAAUCCCAUCCGUCGAAAUAUAAUUCCCACGCCCUGUUUAGUACUCUCCGAUACCUCUGCUCCGGAGCCGACUCUUACGCACAUGACAAGAGACAGAGGACGGUGACAUGCUGAUUCGUACGGGACUUUCCGCCAAGAUGGAUGCCGCUAGCCUCGAAAAAAUUGAACAGCAUUGGGACGCCGCGGAGACCGCUUUUCGUGAUUGUGUCUCCAAGGGUUACAUCAACGAAUCUUUGGCUCAACACGUAGAACAGCUGUGCAACCAUGGGAUGCUACCUCUCCUCGAAGUCUGGCUUUUGAGUUUCUCCGAAGAAAUAAUCACUAGGGCGAUGAAGAGCUAUUUCUCAUCAACUCGGGUUGUCGAACACGUCCUCCCAAACCUCCAAGUGGCCGCGAAAGACAUUCGGAGGCUGCUCGAAGCUGCUGGAUGGCUCCGGAAAAUUUCCGGCGGGAACGAUGAGCCUUCGGUCGACAUCACGUGGUCUUGUUCCGGUCACAAACUCGAUAUCCACGAAGAGGUUCUGAAACUCUCGUCACGUCUGACAACCUUCUUCGUCACGGCAGAAUUCGAUUCGCUGAUGCUGGAAAUCUUCCAGAGAUCUUUCCGCGCCUUCCACAGAACUCAGAGCUCGGACGAUUGCUCCGGCUUGGUAUUCUGUCCGGGUUGCAACGCGGAGAUCGCCGACGAUGAAAACCUCUGCUCGUGCGCAGCGAUUGUCCGCGAGUUCGUUGAAAUCAACGGGGUAAUUGACGAAAUCGGGGCGUUCCCGUCGCUUGUGCAUGAUUGCGUACAGAGCGUGUGUUUCGAUCUCAUCAAGAAACACGUUUUCGAAACGUGUCAAGGGGAUUUCGAGAGUAAAUGUGCGUCAAACCUGGAACAGUGGCUGAAUGAGACCGUCGUAUCCUGGCUACAAACGAUCUCAGGGCAGACAACGUCCAUGAUCAGUGCCUUCAAGAACAACCUUCUGUACUUCCUGCAUGACAUUUUCAUCGAGUUUCGCGCGGGUCAGCUAUUCGAUAUGAUCGUUGAUUUCCCUGAUUCCCAACCUGCCCUCGAGGACUUGAGGGACUGCAUUCAGAAAGUCCGGAGUUUGGACGAACUCGUCACGAAGCUCAAACAAGCGAUGACGACCCGACUGUUCCAUCCUGGGGUCAAAACAGCGGACAUCAUCACGGCAUACGUCUCGACGAUCAAAGCUCUUCGGAUCCUAGACCCCAGCGGUUUCAUCCUGCAAUCGAUUUGCGAUGAGCUCUCGGUCUACCUGAAGUCCCGCGAUAAUAGAGACAACACCGUUCGGAUAAUCGUUUCGAGCUUGACGGACGAAAAUAAUGUCGAAUUAAACGCAGAGCUUGCGAGAUGCGCCCAGAAAGCCCCGGCACCCGGCUCCUACCUCGAUGGAUCUUCCGACGACGAGUCUGAUUGGCAGAAUUGGAUUCCUCAAGCAAAAGUCUCCCGUAUAAUCAAGUCAUCCGAUAUAAUCACGUUGUUGGUCAACAUCUACGGUUCAAAAGAGGUUUUCGUCGAGGAAUACGCCUCUCUGCUCUCUGGGAGACUUCUGAACGGCAGCUCAGACACGCAGAAGGAAAUCAUGUACAUGGAGCUGCUCAAAGUUCGAUUCGGUGAACUUGCGAUGAACAACUGCGAGGUGAUGCUGAACGACGUCAAAUAUUCCAAGAGGCUUCACACGCAGAUAAUCCAGGAGAAACUUGGCGAGAAACUUCAAGUGCCGCUGGACAGCCUGAUAAUCAGUGCUCAGUUCUGGCCCGAGCUCAAGGAUGAAACCAUGAAAAUCCCCGAAAGUGUGACCGGAGAUUUUGAGAAGUUCCGAAAGGAGUAUGAGAUACUCAACGGGAACCGAACAGUCAACCUCCGGCCGAACUUGGGUUAUGUUGAGCUCGAGCUCGAACUCGACGAUGGGAGCGUGAAAAGCGUGAAAUGUUCGACGGCGCAAGCAACUCUCAUCCAACUGUUCGAUGGAAGGAACCACUGGAAAAUGGCCGAUAUUGCCAACGCUCUCGAAUGUUCUCGGAUCACAGUUAAACGGCUCGUCGCCUUCUGGACACAACAAGGAGUUCUCGCAGAGGGUGGAGCAGGUCCGGACGGGGUGGUCGUCAUGGGGAGUGACGCUGACGUGGGCGACAUCGAGAACGCUCGCGGGAGACGAUCCCUCGUGGACGAAGAAAUGGAAGACGACGACGAUGGCAACUCGAGACCGAACCAACUGCAGGAAGUGCGAUAUCAGACGUUUUCUAACUUUGUGCGGGGUCUCCUCACGAAUCUCGGAGAAACACCACUCGACAGGAUCUACUCGAUGUUAAAGAUGUUUGCCGCCUCGAGCUGGGUAGAUUUCACCAUACAAGACUGCAAGCAAUUCCUGGACUCGAAAGUGAAGAGCGGGGACGUUGUAUACAGCUCAGGUCUCUACAGUUUACCUGCCAAAUGAUCCGAACGACCCACCUCGAGCUUGGAUUCGGUUAUUCGACCGUCUUUGUUCGAUCUUCGCAUCGGCCCCUGGUCCGAACUCCCUCACAGUCAGCGAAGGAUGAGGAGAAGCGACCGGUCCGAUUGUCUUCAUUUACCCUUCAAGCAGCGCACAAUAAACUAUC